GUUGGGAGGAGUGCUUCGCUUGCGGAACCGGGCAACGUGGUGUGCGUUUCGCGGCCCACACCCGGGCUCCCUCGGCGAGGGAAAGUGUCUCAGGAGCGGUGGGCCAACGGCUAGGGGUUGGGGUGCAGGGAGGGCCUCAGGUCCCGGGCCGGGCGUGCAGGGCGGGGGAGGAGAGCGGGGCGCGAGGCGGCGCCGGGUGCCCGGGGACAUGGCGCGGCCGGACGAUGAGGAGGGGGCAGCGGUGGCGGCCGGGCACCCGCCCGCGAAAGGAUAUCUCCUGGUCCCGGGGGACGCGCCCGCCGACAAGGUGAGCGCGGAGCUGCAGAACGGGCUCAAAGCCGGCUGCCUGGCGCUGAAUGGGGUUCCUCGGGACAGCCCCGCGGCCGUCUUGGGAGCCCUGGGCAGGCCGCAGUCUCCGCCGGGCCCGGAGGAGGAGACCCAGGUCCGGCUGCUGCCCGCGGGCCCCGGGGAGAAGACCCCAGGGGCCGAGGGCGCCCAGGUGGCCCGGACGGCGCUCUCCGCGCGGCGCUUUGUGGUGCUCCUGAUCUUCAGCCUGUACUCGCUGGUGAACGCCUUUCAAUGGAUCCAGUACAGCAUCAUCAGCAACAUCUUCGAGGGUUUCUACAGCGUCUCCUCGCUGCACAUCGACUGGCUGUCCAUGGUGUACAUGCUGGCCUACGUGCCCCUCAUCUUCCCGGCCACCUGGCUGCUGGACACCAGAGGCCUGCGGGUCACCGCCCUGCUGGGCUCCGGCCUCAACUGCCUGGGCGCCUGGGUCAAGUGCUGCAGUGUGCAGCAGCAUCUCUUCUGGGUCACCAUGCUGGGUCAGUGCCUGUGCUCCGUGGCGCAGGUGUUCAUCCUCGGUUUACCUUCCCGCAUCGCAUCAGUGUGGUUUGGGCCCAAGGAGGUCUCCACAGCUUGUGCCACCGCCGUGCUAGGCAAUCAGCUUGGAACUGCAGUUGGCUUUUUGCUACCACCAGUCUUAGUGCCCAACACACAGAAUAACACAGAUCUCCUGGCUUGUAAUAUCAGUACCAUGUUUUAUGGAACAUCAGCUGUUGCCACACUUUUAUUUAUUUUAACAGUAAUUGCAUUCAAAGAAAAACCUCGGUAUCCACCAAGUCAGGCUCAAGCAGCGAUCCAAGACAGUUCCCCUGAAAAGUACUCCUAUAAGAAGUCAAUAAGGAACCUAUUUAAAAACAUUCCUUUUGUUCUUCUACUGAUAACGUAUGGUAUCAUGACUGGAGCAUUUUAUUCAGUCUCAACAUUAUUAAAUCAAAUGAUACUGACAUAUUAUGAGGGAGAAGAGGUGAAUGCUGGAAGGAUUGGGCUAACGCUGGUAGUAGCUGGAAUGGUGGGCUCCAUUCUUUGUGGCUUAUGGCUGGAUUAUACCAAAACAUACAAACAGACUACUCUGACAGUUUACAUUUUGUCUUUUGUUGGAAUGGUUAUAUUUACUUGCACGUUGGACCUUGGAUACAUUAUCAUCGUGUUUAUUACUGGAGGGGUGCUUGGUUUCUUCAUGACUGGUUACCUCCCCUUGGGUUUCGAAUUUGCUGUUGAGAUCACUUACCCAGAAUCUGAAGGUACUUCCUCUGGUCUCCUUAAUGCUGCUGCGCAGACAUUUGGAAUUUUAUUCACAUUGGUUCAAGGAAUGCUCACAUCAAACUAUGGUCCUAAGGCAGGAAACAUUUUCCUCUGUGUUUGGAUGUUUAUAGGCAGCAUUUUAACAGCAUUAAUCAAGUCUGAUCUGAGAAGACACAAUAUAAAUAUAGGAAUUGCAAAUGGCGAUAUUAAAGCUGUACCAGUUGAUAGUCCCACAGAUCAAGAAUCAAAAACUAUUAUGAUGUCUAAGUCGUCAGAAUCAGCAAUUUAAGGUGAAAGGAAAAGUUAAUAUCAUGUGAUAAUUGAGCAGUAAGGCUUGGUUUAUAGAUUAUGGGGCAUGGACACUUGGUUGAAAAUUAUUAUUAUAUGACUCCUAAAUGUUAUUACUGUUUUGCUUAAUUGUUAAUUUAAGCAAUAUCUUACUAAAAAUAUUUUCACUUACAUCAUUUUAACACUACCAUUUAUAGAAUGAAUGUCCCAUUUUUAGUGUUAAAUUGUCGAUCUGAAAGUAAGCUUCAAAAGUAAGUGUUUUCCUUUUUUGUAGAGAGUGGAAGCUUAGAAGGCUUUAAAAUAAUAUUGAGGGCUAAUGCCUUUAAGUCACAUAAGAGUACACGCAGUUUAUAUAUGAAAAUAUCCAGUGGAACCAAGUAUGCAAUAUAUUCCUAAUUGGCUCUCUUUCCACUGUUCUUACCAACUGUCCAAGCCCCCUCAGUAUGCCAACAUGACCCUCCUAAGCCACAAAGGACAGUAUUGGAAUGAGACUUCGGAUGACCUCUAAGAUUUUUCCCGUUUCUUAUCUUCUUGUCACAGAGUGCUCUGUAGCGGACACUGUCAGUGGCUAUAAGGACUCUUCUGUGUACAGAUUGAACCCAUGGCUUUGGUUUUAGACUUAUGUUCUAUUUAAGCCAAGGAGCCCGGGCGCAGGCUCAUUAUCUUCAGUUUCUCUCUGUGCUGCCUUCCUGUCAUGGUAUAAAUGCUACCGCUAUGUUUUUUCACUCCAACUUGAAAUAGAGUAGUUUUGUACCCAUUGCCUUUUUUACUCUCGUUUUUUCAGUAUAUAACUUUCUAGUAAGAAAACUCCAUCCUGUAUGUUAUUGGCUUUUUCAUGAUUUUUUGUAUCACACCUUAUACUUUUGCCUUGAAGAUUCCUGAGAUAAGGAGUCUAUAAUAACUUAAGAUACCCUAGGUUCCCAUUCAGUGGAGACCUCUUGAAAUGCCAUCUGUCCUAAUUCUCAGUACCAUUUUUUAUGGUCAUUCUCCUUUGAGGAGAACUUUGCCCAGGUAUGUGCUCCCUCAGUGUUGGGGGAGUGGAUUCUUCUCUUCACCACAGAGUGUACGUAGUCUCCAUACUGUUGGAAGAGUCUGCUCUUUUACAUGCUCAGGGCAAGGAGAAUAGGACCAAAUGUGUUUGCACAGUGCCUACCGCUGCAUUUUGUUUACAGUGAGAAUUUGAAUAUUAUUCAUGUCCUGACUCUCUAAGCUGAUAGAGAGUAUCUUAUGAGUAAUGACAUUUAAGCAGCCAUAAUAUUUAUAUUAUGUCCACAUAAACAAAAAGAAAGCCAUCAGGUAUGUCUUUGAAUACCCUUGAAGUGAAUUAGCAAUUCUGAUUUGAGCAUAGUAUAUAUGUUGCUUUAUAUUCAAACUGUAACAUUCUCUGUAAUCAAACAACAGUAAAUUAUGUAGACUCUUACCUUGGAGAGUGUGUUGGCAGAACUUAGCUGGGAAUCAGGAAGUCCAGGUCUGUGUCCUGGAUCUGUUUCUCCUGGCAGCAUUUCCUCGUGCAUAUAAUGCAUGUGUUCAAUUUAAUCUCAAAGAUCUUUUGUGAAUCUUCAAUGCUUUCAUCAUGAGGUAGACCAAAUCAUUGUAGCACAAGAAUUUAAAUCUAGCCAGAGAAGAAUUCUCUAGACAAUUGGAUAGACAGUGGUGAUUGUUACUUUGUAGAUCCAGGGAAUUUAAAAUCUGUUUUUAGCCUUUUUAUUCAGUUGGUGGUUGCUCAGGCAGAAUAUGCUGAAUCAUUACCUUCCUUAUUAUUUAUAUCACAGGCUUUAUGGCCAAAAAUGUACUUAAGGUCCCUUCUCUAAAUAAUUGUUUUUGUUUUUAAACUCUCUAUGUUGUUUAACAUAAUGAUGUACUUGUUGAGUUCCUGAGGUUUUGAAUAAGUUAUAGAUAAAAGUUGGAAUACUUUAUUUCUGAAAAGAUAUACAUAUAUGUCAUCUGUAUUUUUCCUUGUUGAUUAGAAAAGAUGAAAUAUGAUCAUGUGACAAAACACAAAAUGAAUUGAUAAUUUUUCUGUAUUUUGAAUUACAGUUGUCUGUUAUAUGUCAAACCAGAAUGUCAUAUAAUUCUUUGUCAUAUCUUUGGAAAAUGUUGGGUAACCAUCACUUGUGUAAAUUUUAAUCAAUGAUUUCAGAAAGAAACUGGAUAUUUUCAGAAGCUGUUGCGUUUAUAAAUGUUGCAAAUAAUAUAGCUUUUGCCUUUUCUGAAUGUUGGAGAAAUGUCUUUAAAAAUAUGUUUAGGCGUUAACUCAAGAGUGUUGCUGGAAGAAUGUCUGUCUGUCUUCAGUCUUUUUUAAUGUUCUAGUUUUUGCUUUUUGUAUUAUUUAUCCGUAUGCUUGUUCUUCAGUAUUUCAGAUUUGAAAUAAAUUUAUUUUUUUAAUGUUAA
Diceros bicornis minor is the source of this 4266-nucleotide messenger RNA. It is a transcript of the gene FLVCR1, whose product is annotated as FLVCR choline and heme transporter 1. The record is from RefSeq and is a predicted model, not a curated record. Bases 209 to 1876 code for a protein of 555 amino acids. Gene Ontology annotation, molecular function: heme binding; heme transmembrane transporter activity. The transcript has 10 exons. Lineage: Eukaryota; Metazoa; Chordata; Mammalia; Perissodactyla; Rhinocerotidae. Gene Ontology annotation, biological process: mitochondrial transport; transmembrane transport; erythrocyte differentiation. Gene Ontology annotation, cellular component: membrane; mitochondrion.